This is a messenger RNA of Jatropha curcas, 2825 nucleotides long. The record is from RefSeq and is a predicted model, not a curated record. Lineage: Eukaryota; Viridiplantae; Streptophyta; Magnoliopsida; Malpighiales; Euphorbiaceae.
UGCUGUCUCAAAGGCAUUCUAAUUUACUUUAAUUAUUUAUUUAUUUAUUUAUUAAUAGUCCUUUAAUUUUUUUAUCUAUAAAUAAAGAGCAGUCAUUUAUUACAAAACAUACUAAAUUGUAAUCACGGUGAUAAUGCAUCUUCAACCUUUCUCUGUGUUUGUUGCUCUUCUUCUCUUUCUAAUGCACUUCCUAAUAGCUUCUGCAGUCCGAAAUGAUUCUGUUCUGUGCAAAGAGAGGGAGAGAGAAGCACUCCUUAGCAUAAAACGUGGCCUUAUAGACCACGAUGGUCGUCUCUCUUCUUGGGGAAGUGAAGAAGACAAAAGAGAUUGUUGCAAAUGGACUGGCAUCACUUGCAGCAACCGAACAGGUCAUGUUACAGAGCUUUAUCUUAUGCGCAUGGAUUUGGGAAGUAAGAUGAGCCAUUCCUUGCUUGAUCUGAGACAUCUGACUUCCUUGGAUUUAUCUGUUAAUGAUUUUGGUGGCACUCAGUUUCCAAUUGAUAAAAAUGGUUCUCUCACCAAGUUGAGAUACUUAGAUCUGGCAAAUGCUAAUUUCGGUGGAACUAUGUCUUCUGUGCUGAGGAAUCUGUCUAGCUUGCAAUUUCUUGAUCUGAGAUAUAAUCAUUUUAUUGAUAUUGGAAACAGCGAUUGGGUUUCUGGUCUCUCCUCUUUAACUACACUUGAUCUAACUAGAAUUCCACUGGUUAACCCCAACCAUUGGUUGCAGAUAGUUAACAAUUAUAAGCUCCUUCACCUUCAAACAUUACGGCUAGAAUCUUGCUUUUCUGGAGAUGAGAUUAAUACUCUGCCACUUUCCCCUAUCAAUUCUUCUUCCGCUCUUACAGAGAUCUCUCUCUUUGACAACAACUUUGUGAUUCCUUCUGACAACAACUUUGUGAUUCCUUCAAUAUAUCCAUGGUUGUCUAACAUCUCCCAGAAUAUCCAAUUUCUUGAUCUUUCUUCUAACAUUUUAUAUGGUUCAGCUCUUGCUGAUUUUGAUAAAAUGAUUUCUCUUCCAUAUAUUAAUCUCUCUAAUACUACAAUUGGGGGCUAUAUUCCAAAAUCCUUUGGGAACAUGUCUCAGUUGAGUGUUCUACACCUAUCACAUAACAAGUUCAACAUGAAACUUUUUGACUUGAUCCAAAAUCUAUCCGGAUUUACUGAGAGAUCUUUGGAGACAUUAUCUUUGGACCACAAUCAAAUAGGAGGUUCAUUGCCUGAUCUUGCAAGAUUUUCAUCUUUAAGAAAUUUAUUUCUCGGAAACAAUCAUUUGAAUGGGACCAUAAGUAAAAGCAUUGGAUGUCUGUCUCAACUCGAACAAUUUGACAUCAACUCGAAUUCAUUGAGUGGUGUUAUCUCCGAACAUCAUUUCUCAAAUAUGUCAAAAUUAUUUUUAUUGGAUUUAUCAGGUAAUUCUCUAAUUUUGAAUAUAAGUGUCAACUGGGUUCCCCCUUCCAGCUUAAGAUGUAUCUUUCUUGCAUCUUGCAAGAUUGGGCCUCAUUUCCCAAAAUGGCUUCAUAGUCUAAAUACUUAUUUUGCGCUUGAUAUUUCAAAUGCUGGAAUUUCUGAUUUUGUUCCUAACUGGUUUUGGGGUUUCUCUUCAGUUUCUUCAUAUUUAAAUCUUUCGAAUAAUCUAUUUUCUGGAGUGAUUCCUCGUGAUUUUAUGAAUAUGCAAAAUUUAGUGUUCUUGAAUUUGGCCAACAAUAAUUUGUCUAGCAAAAUUCCUUUUUCUAUUGGAUUCCUUUUUAAACUCCAAACACUAAAUUUAAAAAAUAAUAAAUUUUCAGGAGAGUUGCCUUUUUCUUUAAGGAAUUGCACUAAUUUAAAAUUCAUUGACCUAAGUGGUAACAAAUUGUCUAGUAAUGUACCUAUUUGGUUUGGAAAAAGCUCAUCAUCUUUGCAAUAUCCUUUGCAAUAUCUUAGCCUACGAUCCAACCAAUUCUCUGGAAGCAUGCCCUUACAGUUGUGCCAAUUGACAAAUGUUCAGAUAUUAGAUCUCUCUAUAAACAAUAUCAAUGGAACCAUACCAAAUUGCUUGAACAAUUUAAGAGCCAUGAUUGAUGAGAAUUCUAAUGAGACCAUUCUCCAUGACUAUGGCUGGCUUAUACAGCUUGGCGUUUCUAAAAUUGUUUCUACAUAUAAUGACGAGGCGUUGGUUCUUUGGAAGGGCUCAGAGUAUAUAUUAGAUAAAAAUCUUGGACGAUUUAGGAUAAUUGAUCUUUCAAGUAACAAAAUAGAAGGAGAGAUUCCAAGAGAAAUAGCAAUCCUCUCAAGUCUUAGGCAAUUGAACUUGUCCAAUAACAAGUUGAGUGGUGCAAUUCCUAAAGAAAUUGAUGGCUUGAAGCAAUUAGAGUCGCUUGAUCUGUCUCAAAAUCAACUAUCAGGCAGACUUCCUGCAAGCAUCUCUAAUUUAAAUUUUUUGAAUACCUUGAAUUUGUCACAUAAUAAUUUUCUUGGAAAAAUUCCAUCGGGUACUCAACUGCAGACCUUUAAUGCUUCUACAUAUAGUAAUAAUCCAGCACUUUGUGGGUCUCCACUUCCACAAAAAUGUCCAGAAGACAAUAUUCAAGAUUCUCCAUCCAGUCAUGAUGAUCAUGAUAAUCAAGAAGAUGAAUUCAACAAAUCGCUUUACCUUGGUAUGGGAGUUGGAUUCGCCGUAGGCUUUUGGGGUGUUUCUGGCGUUUUAUUGUUAAAGCGUUCUUAUAGACAUGCUUUUUUUAAGUUCGUGGAUGAUUUGAAAGAUUGGAUUUAUGUAAGAACAGUAAUAUACAUGAAGAAAUUGCAGCAAAUCAAGGUAAGAUUUAGUCUUACUCUUCCUGUUUAAA